GACCAUCACGAUGGGAUACCUACCUCUUCAAAGCAUACAUGGCACGGCAACCGACCCCCCAAACGUUAGGUAGCACGCCAGCGGGCGGAUGGCCCAUCGUGGAAUUCACGGUCUGGGCCCGCGGGAGGAUUGCUUGCACCUGCGUGAUAAUUUCCUGGGACACCCCCCUGUUCGCGGACAGCGAGCCCGGAUGUCAACGACAGCGGACGCAUCGUGGAAGCGGGUUGCCGUUCUCCCUCCCCCCCCCCCCCUUUUCUCUCCAGGGGUGGCCCUUUUCCCUUCUGAGCUGGCUUGGCUAAGUUGGGCCUCCUCCUAUGAAAGGCUGCCGUUCCCUUUGCCUCCCUAGGGCCGUCUUCUUCCCGCCGCCUCCCUCUUGGUUCCUGUUCAAUUCAACACCAGACGGCGUGCUCUCCCCGGCCGUUGCAAACGUCUUGUUUGCGUCCUUUCGUUGUGUGCUUCUGCCGUUGCAGCUCAUCAGUCGCUCCUUUACUACGGCCCGGCCAUCCUCGGCCAUUCACUCGUUUUCCGUGUGUGCAGACGAACAAACACAUACUCACCUUGUAUUGUUAAUAUCACGUCUCGUCCAUAAUGCUCUCCUGGACUCUAGUCGUCGUGGCCCUCGCCGUGGCCCCAGCCAUGGCAACAAGUCCUGCCGUCAAUGUCUACUGGGGACAGAAGGGCUCGGCCUCAGACAGACUCAGCACCUUUUGUGACGCCUCCAGCUUCGAGUAUGUCACAGUCGGCUUCAUCAACAAGUCUCCCGAGAAAGACUCCUCCGCGUUGAGGUAUCCGGGCAGUGACUUUUCCGUCCACUGCAUGAACGCCGCCAAGUACCAAGACGCCAAGGGAGUCGACUCGAACCUCCUCAGCAAGUGCGGCCAGAUCGCCGCCGAUGUUCGGUAUUGCCAGAAGAAGGGCAAGAAGGUGCUCCUCUCCAUCGGCGGUGAAUGGAACCCGCCCAAGACGGACUACAGCAUCUCUAGCCCGCCCGAGGGAGAGUAUUUUGCCGACUUCAUCUGGGGCGCCUUCGGCCCGUACACCGCGAGCUGGGGAGACAAACCGAGACCUUUCGAUGACUUUUUCAACGCCGACGAGGGCGAAGAGCACUUUGUUUUUGAUGGCUUUGACUUUGAUAUCGAGCACAAGUUCACGGACCAAAGCGGUUAUGUCGCCAUGAUCAGAAGGCUGCGUGCCCUGACCCAGCUGGACACGACCAAGCAGUAUCUGAUCACCGCCGCCCCGGAGUGCCCCCUGGACGCGGAUCUCUUCAAGAUGAAGACCAUCAUUGACACUUGUCAAUUCGAUGCCCUCUUUGUCCAGUUCUACAACAACCCCAUCUGCGCCGGAGUUGACAAUAACAACUUUGACGACUGGGCGGCCUACCUCGCCAAGACCCCCAGCAAGAACGCAAAGAUCUUCAUCGGCCUGCCUGGUUCUCCAGACGCUGCCGGCUCUGGCUACCUAGCCCCUGCAUCUGCACUUCAGUUGAUCAACAAGCAUAAGAACAAGCCGGCCUUUGGUGGUGUCAUGGUCUGGGAUGCCUUCUAUGGUAGCCAGAAGUUUGGCGGCACCCCAUUCUACGACUUGCUGCAUGAUUUUGCCUGCGGUGCCCCGUCCCACACCACGACUGCCCCGGCCCCGACGGCGACGGCCACUGUUUGCGUCAGGUGGCACACGGUUGUCAGCGGUGACACUUGCUACGAGAUUGCCGGCUCCUACGGCAUUACCCUGGACGACCUGUACAAGUUCAACCCGGGCAUUACCUGUGACCUCCAAAUCGGCGACCAGGUCUGCGUGAGGUUCGGCGUCCCACCCCCUACAAGCAGCUCGACCAGCCUCUCCCCCUCAGCCAGCACUAGCACAUCUGCUAGCAGUAGCAGUUUGACAAGAACCAAAACCCAGGCUAGUAUUAGCACGGCUUCUAGCACCAGCAGGUCGACCAGCUCGACGAAAAACUCGACCAUCUCGACCAGAACCUCGACUAUCUCGACCAGAACCUCGACUAUCUCGACCAGAACCUCGACUAUCUCGACCAGAACCUCGACUAUCUCGACCAGAACCUUGACAAGCUCAAUCAAACCCUCGGCUAGCUCAACGAAAACCUCGGCCGGCUCAACUAAGAGCUCGACUAGUUCGACUAGAACCUCGACCAGCUCAGCCAAGCCCUCGACAAGCUCAAUCAUAACCUCGACCAGCUCGACUCGUACCUCGGCUAGGUCAACUAAAGGCUCGGCUAGCUCGACCAGAGUCUCGACUAGUCUCAGCCCGUCAACUAGCUCGACCAGCGUGACCAGCGCGACCAGCAUCAACAGCUCGAGUGGCACCAGCUCCUCAACAGGCACUAGCAUUUCAAGCAGCCUCAGCACGCCCUCCACCUCGACGUCAACUGAGGUUAGCUUGACUUUGGUUACGGAGACUAGUUCGACCGAGAGUCAAGCUCCCAGUAAGACAGCUGGGGAUUCCUCCACCAUCACCUCGGCAUCUGGAGUCACUUUGACAACGUCCAGCGGUGCGGCUACAAGUACCUCGACCGACGUCGAUGACUCGUGCCCAGAUGAGGAGACCAGCACGUCAACUACCGCGACCUUUACUGGGUCUGCCACCCAGUCGGCCACCGAGACUACCACCGAGACUGCCACCGUCACAUCCACCCCGGGAUCCACUUAUACCAGCGGCGAGGAGACUACCAGCACCUCGACCGAGGAUGAUGAGACUAGCACCUCUGCUGUUGUGUCCGCUACCCAGACCGCCACAUCGCCUGGGGCCACCAUCACCGGAUCGUCGGCCUCGGACAUUAGCGCCACUGCAAGCAGCACCGCCUCCGAGGGCUGGACAACGUCUACCAUCUACUCGACCACCACCUACACCAUCACUAGCUGCCCGGUUACCGUGACCGACUGCCCCGGCAAGAUCGGCCAGGUCACGACCGAGACGAUCGCCAUCAGCACGACCGUAUGCCCCAUCACCGAGGGGACUGGCCCGUCAACCUCGGCCUCCUCGCCUCCGGCGCCGGUCGAGUCGGGCAGUGGUGCCAAACCUCCUCCCCUGCCUACCGGCAGGGAGGGCGAGGACACGGACUCGACAUCGACCACGCGGGUUACCACAACACGCUUCACUACCCUGACGGUGCCCAAGCCAGAGGCCACGGGCGCAGCGGCUAACCCCUCGUCGUCGUCGUCGUCGUCGUCGUCGUCGUCGUCAUGGUCCCCGUCGGCCGGCCUCCCCACCAAGUCGGGCUCCCCGCCCCCGCCGUCGACGACGACCAUCCCCGUGUUUGCGGGUGCCGGCCGCAACACCGUCACGCUUGGUGUGCCGGCUGUUCUGGCUGUCGUUCUCGUCCUCGCUAUUUAAGGGUCCAUGGCGAGAUUUUGCGCAGGUGGGCUCGGUCGAUCGAGCUAUCAUCUUAUCCUUUCUUUUUCUGUCUACUUUGCAGACUUCUUCUUGUAGAUAGUUCUGCUGCCGGCUCGGUCUGUGUGGGUAGCUGGAACUAUUAUUUUGGUAUGAUUAUUACAAAUAACCCAUGCAGUGCAGAUGAUGGAGAGUGAAUCCGGGCACACGGCUAAUCGUCGUUUUCCGUGGGUUUUCUGGAUGCCCCCUACAUGUUGCAUUACAAUGUCAGUGCGUUGAAUGAGAUGGUUGCUUGACGUUUUGUCGUGGUUAAUGGAUGCGUGAUGCAAGAGUUCCUCCUCCUCCUCCUUGGUUAUGGACACGCGAGUACUCCGUACCUGAUCACUUUGCGAACCUUCCUUAUUACGUUAUGUACGGAUUACUUGGUAGUACUUUCCUGCUCCGUUUGUAAGAUAUAUGCGCAAUACAAUACUACUGUGUAAUAUG
Thermothelomyces thermophilus ATCC 42464 is the source of this 3834-nucleotide messenger RNA. RefSeq names its product glycoside hydrolase family 18 protein. Gene Ontology annotation, molecular function: chitinase activity. The record is from RefSeq and is a predicted model, not a curated record. The coding region runs from base 589 to 3351 and encodes 920 amino acids. Gene Ontology annotation, biological process: carbohydrate metabolic process. The transcript is spliced from 2 exons. Lineage: Eukaryota; Fungi; Ascomycota; Sordariomycetes; Sordariales; Chaetomiaceae. Gene Ontology annotation, cellular component: extracellular region.